Mangifera indica (mango) is the source of this 3118-nucleotide messenger RNA. Its product is annotated as protein MLN51 homolog. NCBI's taxonomy places the organism in Eukaryota, Viridiplantae, Streptophyta, Magnoliopsida, Sapindales, Anacardiaceae. Bases 469 to 2544 code for a protein of 691 amino acids. The transcript is spliced from 12 exons. The record is from RefSeq and is a predicted model, not a curated record. Gene Ontology annotation, cellular component: exon-exon junction complex. Gene Ontology annotation, biological process: mRNA processing. Gene Ontology annotation, molecular function: mRNA binding.
UGAUGAUGAUCACACUCUACAAGCCCCAAAAUUUUCUGUCCUAUGAAAAUCUAGGGUUUCCCAAAUUUCGCUGAACCUAGAUCUCUAUUUACAAUAUCUUAGUUUUCUCUGAAUUUAACUUUUGAGAGUUUAGAUUUUCUUCGAUUCUCCUUACUUUCUGCUUGAUUCUAGAGAAUUCUUCUCGUUUUACUUGACGAAAGGUUUUAGUAUUUAUGGGUUUAAGUGGAAAAUAUCCUUAUUUUUUUCUAUAUUCUUGAGAUUUUUGGAGUUUCACGGAUUUUGCUAUCUUUGAUUCUGUUCAAUUUUCCUUAAUUAUUGUUUAGUUUCUGAUACAAUUUGGAGUUUGAGGGGUUGAAAAGUCGAGGGAAAUUAAAUUUCUAUUUGGUAACAAGAAAAUUUUGUGUGUUUGAUUUUCAAUUUGUCGAAAAUAUAAGUUUGAUUGAAUAUUAGUGAGCUAAUAGUGGAGUAAUGGCGACUACUGCAAAUGUAGCGGCAGAAGAAGCGGAGGCCGUGGAGGAGUACGAGAGCGAUCCAGAAGAAGUAAAACGUUCUCUUGUGAUGCGAAGAAGAGAAGCUAGCGAUGAUGAAGAGGAGGAAUUAGAGGAGAGCGAAAGAGGGAAGGGAAACACUCGUGGAAUGGAUCGUAGGGCCCACAUUCAUUCUGAUGAUGAAUCUGAUGGCCAAGGUGGGGUGCCUGUUGAUUAUGAUGACGAAGAAGAUCAGGAUGAGGAAUUAGAAGAGGAGGAUGAUGAGGAUGGAGUUUAUGAUGAGGAAGAAGAAGAUGAGGAUAUUUCAGAGGAAGAAGGGAAAGCAGGAGAGGGAACUGCUGGGUUAGUUAAUAUCAAGACAAUGGAGAGUGGUGAUGGCAGGAGUGUGGAAGGGCUGGUGGACCUGAGUGUAGGGGAUAAUGAUAAUGAAAAGAAUGAUGGACAGGAGCGCAUAGAGGAAGGGAAAAAAGAUAGCAAUGAGCCAUUUGCGGUUCCAACUGCUGGUGCCUUCUACAUGCAUGAUGAUCGAUUUAGGGAACAUGUUGGUGGCCGACACAGGAGAACACACGGUGGGAGGAAGUUGUGGGAGUCCAGAGAUGAUAGCAAAUGGGGGCAUGACAAGUUUGAGGAGAUGACUUCACAGGAAAGGCACUAUGAUGUGGGGAGGAGGUCUUCUAGAGGCCACUACCGUGCUCGUGGUAAAAUUCGUGGUCUAGAUCAUGGGCAUCCUAGGGGAAACAGGUCUAAAACAUUUAAUAACAACAACAUUAACAAUCAUAACCAAGCACCUAAGGGUGUCAGAGGAAGGGGGCCCAGGAGGUAUGAACCAGCUUGGAAGAACAACACUCAGGCACCUAUGCAACAACACAAACAAUCUGGGAAGCCUGUUGAGAAAAGUACAUAUACCAAUUCAGGUAGAGCUUUCACGCCCACAUCAAAUGCAGAAUCUGAUCAUGUUCCUCCAAGGAAACAAUUGUUUGCAUCCAGCUUGAGUUCUGCUUCUCCACCAUUUUAUCCUUCAGGCUCUUCAAAUAAAGAUAUCAGUUUGACACACAAAAGGGAUGUACAAUCUGGAAACACAAGCAGGAAUCUUCGUGCUUCUGGUAUGAAUGAGAGUUUCUCUGUGCAACCACAUGCAAUGCAGCGAGGGAAAAAUGUAGCCGAUGUCAGCAUGGACAAGCUUUAUAUUGAUGAUUCAAGUGCUUUGGCUGCUGGGAAAUCUCUGAACAAUCUGCAAAUGCUGCCUUCUGCUCAGUCUAGAUCUCAGGGACGUGGUGUAGCUAUUCCACAGCAAAUUUCUUAUCAACCAGCCCCACCUCUGAACCAAACCAACAGAGUUUCACCUUCAACACAGCUCAAUGCUAUUCAGCGAAGUUCAAGUCAAAACUGUGUUCAGCCCUCUGUGCAAUCACCUUCUCAGCAGUUAGGACAGCGUUCUGUUAGUGGUUCUCAAGCUUCCUCUCCACCACAAUCAGCUUCAGUUGUAAAUUCAAAUGAUCCUAGUGAAGUGGAAUCUCCUUUAGAAUCAAGUAAAUCAAAAGGUACAUUGGUUGGAAAGGGAAAAGGCAGUCAAGGAAGGGGUUCAUAUAUGUAUGGUGGAGCUCAAGUUAUGGGAGCCGCUGGGAAUAUGACUGUUGCUCAUGGUGAUCAAAAUUUCCCCACCUUCUUGCCUGUUAUGCAAUUUGGGGGCCAGCAUCAUGGUGGUAUUGGAGUUCCUGCUGUUGGCAUGGCAUUUCCUGGUUAUGUUGCUCAGCCACAGCUUGGUCUUGCUAAUUCUGAAAUGACAUGGCUUCCAGUUCUGGCAGGUGCUGCGGGAGCUUUGGGUGCUACAUAUUGUCCACCUUAUAUUGCUGUUGAUGGUGCUUAUCAUCCUAGUCCGUUAGGUCAAACAUCUUCGACCGGUUCCUCAAGCAAAGAAAUUAGCACUAACAAACCCAAUAAUGAAUGGAAGCCUUCCCUGAAAACAGAGCCUGUAACUGAUGAAUUUGGACAACAGAACAAACCUCAGCCUCGCAGAUACUCAGCUAUGAAUUUGGCAAAUGAUGUGCUUAGAUAGGAUAGAACCUUUUGAAUAAGCAGAUGAAGGCCUUCUUCCAGGCCCUUUGUGAUCUCCAGCUUUUGUUCUGGAGCAUUUUGGGCCGCUGUUUGUCCCAGUAUAAUUUAGUUAUAUAAAACAAACGCCUGCUCAUGCUGCAGUUAAUUUAAUAACAUUAUUGUGGCCUGACAGGUGGCAAAUCCUUGUUAAAAUUUGCGGUGUUUUUCCUUUUGUGGCUUGUUUCAAUGUGAAGCUUGGAAGAAAUGUUGGAUAGGCUUCUCCGAAAACAUCGAAUGAAAAUAGAGCCAAGAAUUAUCGUGCAGCAGAUCAUUUUCUUGGUGAAGCAGAAUUUUUUUUUUUUUUUAAUAUAUGAUGGAUGAUGCUUGAGCUUUUUAACGAUCUUUAGUGGCCUUUGCGUAACAUUGGUUUAUUUGUUGGUCGAAUGGAUAUCUCUCUCAGUAUUUGUGUACUGUGGGCUGGGGUUUUUUAUUUUAUUUUAAAUGCUAAUUCGUAGUGUGCUAAAGUUAACAGACUCGACUAGACUAUGUAAUGGUUGGUUAUGAUAAUUUUUCAUCAAUUUAUUGUGAUUAAAUAA